Nicotiana tabacum (common tobacco) is the source of this 1390-nucleotide messenger RNA. Lineage: Eukaryota; Viridiplantae; Streptophyta; Magnoliopsida; Solanales; Solanaceae. The record is from RefSeq and is a predicted model, not a curated record.
AUACAUUUGGCUUCCGCAACAAAUAAACCUACCAACUUCUUCACAGGGUGAUUCUCUUCAUGUUAAAGUAAACAAGCUUUCAUCCAUGAAGACACAGCUGCCAUAUGAUUAUUACUUCCUGGACUAUUGUAAACCUCCAAAAGUUUCCAACAGUGCAGAGAAUUUGGGAGAAGUUCUUCGAGGUGACCGCAUUGAGAAUUCUAUCUAUACUUUCAAGAUUGAGAGAGACAGAGUCCUGCAAAGUGGCAUGUAGAAUCAAACUUGAUGCAGUUUCUGCUAAGAAUUUCAAAGACAAAAUUGAUGACGAUUACCGAGUUAACAUGAUUCUGGACAAUCUUCCUGUGGCAGUUCCUCGGCGAAAGAUGGAUGGAAGCGGAGAAAAAGUUUAUGAACGUGGAUUUCAAGUUGGAUUUAAAGGGAGAUUUGCUGGGGGUCUGAAUCUUACUGUUUUGUUGUCAUCUCUGAAUGUUGUUAAUUGUUUGUUGACUGUAAAAGUUGGUUUUGCAGAGGAAAGAGAAAAGUUAUUUUAUGAAUAACCAUUUGAAUUUCAAGGUUAUGUAUCACGAGGAUCUAGAGACGGGCACUGCUCGUGUUGUUGGUUUUGAGGUUAUUCCCCUCAGGUUUGAACAACUUUCAAGCUUUCACUACUUGAAUGAAAGUCUUCUUAUACCACUUCCCUUCUCUCUCUCAUUUUCCUUUGACCUUUUUUUCUGUUGUUCUCUUUUGUGAAACGAUGAUUAGGCAUUCAGAAAUAGAAUUAGUUUUGCAUGCUUAGUGAUGAUUUCAGAAUGUGCAGCGGCAGUGGUCUUUUGUAACUGGUACAUUUCAUUUAUUGUAGUUCUAGGACAUUCACGUUUCCGAACAUUCGUGAUGCAGCAUUCAACUCUAAGUUUCUGCUGGUUUAUCAUAGUUUCAUGGCCUGUUUAGCAGCUCUCAUAGUUUCUACUUGCUCAAGUUUGUGCACUUAUUUGAGUGAUAGAAGUGUUCAAGGUUUUCCAGUGUCUAAUUUGACUAUGUUUCCAUGUAAUUUGGAUCCAGCAAUAUCAAAAGUCCUACAGAUUAAUUGGCCCUGAUCUUUCAUUGCAUUGGCAACCUUGAAUGAUGAAAUUUGAAUGCAUAAUUUUGUUACUAGAAGGUAUAUUUAUUGGUUUGCUUUGGCAUUUCUAUGCAUAUCUAUUGGAGAUAACUUCUUUUUCUCUCUCGGUAACUCUCGUGUUCUGAGCUCACAUGCUGAUUUGAAUCAGUAUUAACCAUGGCUACAAGAAGUGGGAUGAACAGAACACUAAACUUACGACAUGCAAACCUGGGAAGCCAACUGUAUUCCGGACAAACUCUGUACCUCAAGAGAUUGUUGCAGACAACAAAGUAGUAUUUACAUAUGACGUUUCAU